Messenger RNA from Melanotaenia boesemani (Boeseman's rainbowfish), 1196 nucleotides. RefSeq names its product POP7 homolog, ribonuclease P/MRP subunit (gene pop7). Gene Ontology annotation, molecular function: nucleic acid binding. The coding region runs from base 204 to 659 and encodes 151 amino acids. The transcript is spliced from 2 exons. NCBI's taxonomy places the organism in Eukaryota, Metazoa, Chordata, Actinopteri, Atheriniformes, Melanotaeniidae. Gene Ontology annotation, cellular component: ribonuclease MRP complex; nucleolar ribonuclease P complex; nucleus. The record is from RefSeq and is a predicted model, not a curated record. Gene Ontology annotation, biological process: tRNA 5'-leader removal.
GGAAUAGUACUUCCGGGCCGAAAAAAAUAAAAAGUCUAGCAGCAUCUGCCUGGAAGAAGCUGUGGUUGGGAGAAAAAUAAAAUUAAAAUAUGUAUGCCAGAAGUCAGCGACAAGUGUAAACUACAUUGUGACUUAAAUCGGUCAUCUGAAGCUUCCUCACUUGGCCCCAGUUGUCACAUACAUACUUAAAUUUGUAAAGAAACAUGACAGAGCCACGCAACCCUGGGAUGUCCUCUGUCGCUCAGCUUAAUCCAGCACACACCGAGUCCAGCUCCCCAGCUGUAGAGAUGGAUCCUGUGGAGUACACCCUGAGGAAGCGCCUCCCCCGGAAGCUCCCAAAGAGGCGGAACGACGUCUAUGUCAACAUGAAAACUGAUUUCCGGGCUCAAUUGGCACGCUGUCAGAAGCUCCUGGAAGGUGGAGGUCACAGGGAGAUCUGUGUCCAUGGCUUGGGUCUUGCCAUCAACAGGGCCAUCAAUAUAGCCCUUCAGCUGCAGGCCAGUAGUCAGGGGGCCCUUCAGCUGGCGGCCAACACCUCCACAGUGGAGCUCGUGGAUGACUUGGAGCCUGAAGAUCCGGAUGAGGCCGGGGAGCCUAUGACACGUACACGCAACAACUCAGCCAUUCAUAUCAAAGUUUUCUACCCUGACCCACAGUGAUCUACACAGAGGUGUGUCCUGUGUAGCCAGAGGUUCUGCUUUUUCCAUUUUGUCAUAUUUGUCUUCUCAUGAACAGAUGGGCAUAAAAACAUUGUCUGCUGAGACUUUUUUUAUGUGGAUAACUCAUAAUGCAGUCCUGUAAAAUGCCUUCAGUGUUUACCAGUAAACUAUGCUGGAAUUUUCUCCCAAUGGGAAGCUUUAGUUGACUUUUUUAAUUUGCCAGUUUGUAUCCUGUUUUUUACGUUUGCAUGACUUGGAGAUCUUGCAUAUCCUCUGUAAAAAUGUGGCUGUUCCAAAUGUUCACCUACAGUUGUAUUUAACUUUAAAAACCUCAUGAGUCUGCAUGUGUUUAAAAGAUAUAAAUGAGAAAAUAAACAAUCUGCUUUUCGUGCAGGUGUAGUUGCCAUUUAUGGCCACUUGGUGUCAGUAUUUAGCUGUAACAUGUUGGGUUUUAUCCUGCAGCAGCCAAACCCACAUGACAGCAUGUGACUAUAACUUCUCAGUUUGUAAAUAAUAAAAAUGGUUUAUCAUCAUCAU